Molecule: messenger RNA, 1310 nt
Organism: Rubroshorea leprosula
Lineage: Eukaryota; Viridiplantae; Streptophyta; Magnoliopsida; Malvales; Dipterocarpaceae
Source: the annotation of a GenBank genome assembly
UGCUCGUCGCCGUUCAGAAAGCAUUGUUUAAGGUCACAUGUCUCGAUAGAAAAAUGAGAUGCAUAAAUAAGGGGGAGGAAGAAAAGUCGGCUUUUUUCUCAUAAAAGUCCAAACUAGCUGUGUGCUUUUGGAUCAUCUAGGACCCUAUAAAUAGGGUCGUUUCUUGGCGGGUUUAUUGUACGUUGCAGAGGAAGCAAAAGCAACCCUUCAGAUCUCCCUGUCUUUCUUCUCUGUUCUCUUCUUUCUAUCACUCUAUUUCCUUUCUUACAUCGGGUUUAUAAUGGCCGAGAUACCUAAUGGAAAUCACACUGUUGUGAGUGUGAAAGGCGGAGAUGCCACCGAUAUUCCUCCGCCGCCGGCCGCCAGUUCGUUCAAAGACGUCGACCUCGGUUGCUCUGUUCCUUUCAUGCAGAAGCUGAUGGCGGAGGCAUUGGGCACAUUCUUCUUGAUCUUUGCCGGAUGUGCAUCGGUGGUGGUCAAUUCCGACGAGAACAAAGUGGUGACACUUCCAGGGAUAGCAAUUGUGUGGGGUUUGGCCGUGACGACUCUGGUUUACUCUCUUGGUCACGUUUCCGGAGCCCAUUUCAACCCUUCCGUUACAAUUGCUUUUGCUAGCUGCAAGAGAUUUCCUCUCAAACAGGUCCCGGCCUAUAUGGUAGCUCAGCUUCUUGGAUCAACACUGGCUGCCGGUACUCUUCGAUUAUUGUUCACCGGAAAGAAUGAUGUUUUUUUUGGAACAUCCCCGCAAGGAUCAGAUUUGCAAGCUUUUGUGAUGGAGUUCAUCAUCACAUUCUACCUCAUGUUUAUCGUUUCCGGUGUUGCCACCGACAACAGAGCGGUUGGAGAAUUAGCAGGACUGGCUGUUGGCUCCACUGUGCUGAUUAACGUGUUGUUUGCAGGGCCAAUUACAGGAGCAUCAAUGAACCCUGCUAGAACCUUGGGGCCUGCAAUUGUAUCGAACCACUGGAAAGGGAUAUGGAUAUAUCUGACCUCACCAAUUCUUGGGGCGGUAUCAGCGGCAUGGGUUUAUAACAUGUUCAGGCACACAGACAAGCCAUUGUGUGAGAUCACCAAAGCUGCCUCUUUCUUCAAGGGUGAAUCACAAAGUUAACAUGAAUCAUAAAAGGGGUUUAGUCCUUAUUGUCAAGGAUUUAGGGGCUUGUGUUAAAUUUAUGUACAAGACGUAAAUUUAGCAUUUUCCUGUUAUGAGAAUUAAUUCAUGCAAAGCAUGACAUCGACAGAAAUAAGAAUCAAGUCCACCUUCUAUUGAUGUUUUUCUUCUCUUUAAUGAAUAAAAGAAUAUGCUUUUA